CCGGCAGCGUUCCGGCUCCCGCAGCUCUAAGGCGCGCGGUACCUCUGCCCGGUGGUCCCGGCUUCCGCGUCCCCAGACUCGGCCCCAUCCUGACCCGGCUUGGGUCUCCGCCUCGCUCCCGCCCCAGCCGCGGCUCGCCAAGCCCGCGGCCAACCGAGCUGCCAGCGACGCCCGCACAGCCGCGGGGGCCCGGGCGGGGGGCCAUGCCUUGCCGGAGGGAGGAGGAGGAGGAAGCCGGCGAAGAGGCGGAGGGGGAGGAGGACGACGACAGCUUCCUCCUGCUGCAGCAGUCGGUGACUCUGGGCGGCUCGACCGACGUGGAUCGGCUCAUCGCCCAGAUCGGCGAGACGCUGCAGCUGGACGCGGCGCACGAUCGCCCGGCUUCGCCGUGUGCCACCCCGGGUCCCCCACCCGCGCCCCCGCGGGUCCUGGCGGCGCUGUCGGCGGAUAAGACCGGGACCCCAGCGAGGCGGCUGCUGCGGCCGACGGGGUCAGCGGAGACCGGGGACCCUGCGCCUCCCGGGGCCGUGCGCUGCGUGCUGGGGGAGCGCGGGCGUGUGCGGGGCCGGUCGGCGCCCUACUGCGUUGCGGAGAUCGCCCCGGGCGCCAGCGCGCUUCCCGGGCCGGGGCGGCGAGGGUGGCUCCCCGGCUCGGUGGCUUCUCACCGAAUCCAGCAGCGGCGGUGGACAGCAGGCGGAGCGCGCGCGGCCGACGACGACCCGCACCGGCUCCUGCAGCAGCUCGUGCUCUCCGGAAACCUCAUCAAGGAGGCGGUGCGCAGACUCCAGCGAGCGGUCGCCGCGGUGGCGGCCACGAGCCCCGCGAACGCUCCGGGGUCCGGGGGUGGCCGAAGCGGACCGGACUCAGUCACUCUGCAGCCCUCGGGCGCCUGGCUCUGACAGGGGAUCCCUGGAGGAGGAAGAGGACGCGGCUACGCGGAUCCAACAUCGUCUUGCCCGGGACUGUGCGGAGCAGGAGCUGUUGUUGUCCAUCCCUCGGGCUACAGCCUCAAAGUUACCGGCCGCGAGAGGCUGUUAGAGAAAACGGACUCUACUGAGUAGCACCAGCAGCUGAGGACCUGGGAUCUACCGGUUGAACUGUGGCAGCUACUUAAUCCACUUGGACCUGAUUUAGCCCUUAUCGUGUGCUUGGAUUGUUUAUAGAUGUGGCUCGCAGGGGCGGGAAUCAGGAGGGCUUCUAACAAUACUUGAAAACCAAUAGUAGAUAUGAUCUCGUUAUUUUCGGGUACAGAAGCUUUCUGAAUAUGGUGCUACAAUUGCAGAGCAGAGCGGUUCUAGGGUGAAGAACAUAAGUUGGCAGAUUUAUGUUGGGUUGACAACGCUUGCUUUCUCCUGCUUAAUUUGUGAUUAUGAAGGUUGGGACCUGGAUGGUGAAUUCUUGAAGGUGGGGAGAGAUGAGUUUAAAUGGGGACGUGCAAAUGAUUCGACCUUGCCAACUUGAACUCAAGGUCAGGUUGGUAGAGUGGAGUGUUGUGGGAUUCUUGGGAGCGCUCACCCCAGUGUCCUUUUCUGGAUCCAAGCACAGACCAGAGUGUCCCUUUGCCACCGCGUGGAGUCUCCCGAGGACACAGGCCGACAGGGCCAUCCAUGUAGGAAGAGUUAUUUGUGGUUUCUGUGCUUUGCUUUUCCAGAACUACUUCUGCUAGGCCACACUUUGGCCAUAGCGCCAGCUUUCUCAGAAGUGGUCAUAAGCAACCUCCUGAUCUCCCUGCGGCCAUUGUGUUUGUAGUGUGUGUGUGUAGG
Messenger RNA from Mus caroli (Ryukyu mouse), 1763 nucleotides. It is a transcript of the gene Frat2, whose product is annotated as FRAT regulator of Wnt signaling pathway 2. Gene Ontology annotation, cellular component: cytoplasm. The record is from RefSeq and is a predicted model, not a curated record. Lineage: Eukaryota; Metazoa; Chordata; Mammalia; Rodentia; Muridae.